Messenger RNA from Rosa rugosa (rugosa rose), 723 nucleotides. RefSeq names its product L10-interacting MYB domain-containing protein-like. The coding region runs from base 1 to 723 and encodes 240 amino acids. The record is from RefSeq and is a predicted model, not a curated record. The transcript is spliced from 2 exons. NCBI's taxonomy places the organism in Eukaryota, Viridiplantae, Streptophyta, Magnoliopsida, Rosales, Rosaceae.
AUGGGAGAAUAUACUAGAAAACAACUGAAAAAUAAAUGGGAUUCCCUCAAAGAUCAUUGGAAAUUAUUGAAAGAAUUGAUGGGGAAAGAGACCGGUCUUGGGUGGGAUCACAGGCGUCAAACUAUAGAUGCAUCCGAUGAGUGGUGGCAUAUCAAGAUUGAGAAAAACAAGGAAUAUGGAAAGUUAAAGAAAAAGGGAAUUGCACCCAAUUUUGAAGACAAGUUGGAUAAGAUGUUCAUGGGUAUUUCAGCCACUGGUGAGCAUGCAUAUGCAAUACCUAUCCCUAGAAGUUCACAGCAAGGUGACAAUGAGGUGAACCUUGAAGGUAGUGGUGACUUUGAGGACAAUGAUGAUUUGGCCCCCACUUUGCCUAAAAGAAAAAGAAAUGAGAAAGUUGAGAAAGGUAAAGGAGUAGUACCAAAAAAAGAAAAGGUGGGAGGUGCUGCUCAUUUGGCUAAACAAAUUAAUCGAAUGUGUGAGGCAAUUGAGAGUAGAAUCACAUCAACUUCCAUGAUCAAUAAAAGUGUAGAAGAAGGUGGAGGCACCAGUAUUAAGGAAGUGAUGAAGGAUGUCACCUCAUUGCCUAGAGCCGAGCAGAGUACUAGGUUGUGGUUUUUUGCCACUCGACUGUUUUUAAGUCCAGAGAAGAGAGAGAUGUAUUGCACUAUGGAAGAGCCUAACUUGAAGUUGGAGUGGCUGAAAUUUGAGAUGAACGAAAAAUAA